Centropristis striata (black sea bass) is the source of this 2046-nucleotide messenger RNA. RefSeq lists its product as uncharacterized. The transcript has 16 exons. Lineage: Eukaryota; Metazoa; Chordata; Actinopteri; Perciformes; Serranidae. Bases 1 to 2046 code for a protein of 681 amino acids. The record is from RefSeq and is a predicted model, not a curated record.
AUGGAGACACCAUCUACAUCUGCUACAACAUCAACAAGCACAUGUGAGAACUGUCAAUGUAUCGGUGGUACCUGUGAAUUCAACGUGACACUUAGAAGAUGUCUCUGCCACUGUCAAGAGUUUGUUUUUGGAGAUGUCUGCUCUCUUGGAAUGAAUGACACAAAAGCUCAUGUUGAUACUGGAGCAUUACCAACCCGAAAGUCUAAUUUCACUCUGGAAAUCAGUGUCACUUUUCAGCCAGCUUUUAAUAACCUGAGCUCACCUCAAUCAUUAGAAUUCAUCAAGACAUUAGAAAAACAGCUUGAAGCCCUUUGCAGAGAAGCAGAUCCACAAUCGUUUAAAGAAGUACAAGUCAUCAAGUUGUCAGAAGGAAGUGUUGUUGCGGAGAGCGUGGCAGUGUACAACUAUCUGAACAAUGAAACUCAAAUCGACUUUGUCAACAAUCAGCUUGAAGGGGUGCUGACAAAUAUCUUGAAUGAUACAAAAAACCUCAAAAACAUUUCUAAGGCCUUUAAUAAUUCAGCUGUGGAGUUGAAUGGAGUCACUUUCCAGUCACCUAAUGUCACAAAUAUCACAGAUCUGGAGCCUUUCAUAAACUGCUCUAGGUUUGCUAAUUACACAACAGAGAUUGUUAACGGUCAAUGGCAGUGUGCUGGACCGUGCAAAACAAACCCUGAUUACUGUCAACAUGGACAAUGUUUCAAUGACAUUAACAAAGGACCAAUUUGUAUAAAUGAAACAACACCAAUGAGCACCAGCACAACUACAUUUCCAUUAACAAGCCAGGAAACGUCAACAAGAACGAUGUCUUCUUCAACUGAGACACCAUCUACAUCUGCUACAACUAACUGGCACCAGCACGACUCAGCUGCCAUUAACAAGCCAGGAAACAACUACAACAAUGUUGUCUUCAUCAACGGAGACACCAUCUACAUCUGCUUCAACUGUGACACCAAAAGUAACAUCUAUAUUAACAGCCUCAAUGUCAUUACUCACCACCAGCACCAGCACGACUCAGCUGCCAUUAACAAGCUUGGAAACGACUACAACAAUGUUGUCUUCAACAAUGGAGACGCCAUCUACAUCUGCUACAAUACCAACAAGCACAGUGAAUACUGGACCAUUACCAACGUCAAAGGCUUUGACAUCGGUGGUACCUGUGAAUUCAACGUGACACUUGGAAGAUGUCUCUGCCACUGUCAAGAGUUUGUUUUUGGAGAUGUCUGCUCUCUUGGAAUGAAUGACACAACAGCUCAUGUUGAUACUGGAGCAUUACCAACCCGAAAGUCUAAUUUCACUCUGGAAAUCAGUGUCACUUUUCAGCCAGCUUUUAAUAACCUGAGCUCACCUCAAUCAUUAGAAUUCAUCAAGACAUUAGAAAAACAGCUUGAAGCCCUUUGCAGAGAAGCAGAUCCACAAUCGUUUAAAGAAGUACAAGUCAUCAAGUUAUCAGAAGGAAGUGUUGUUGCGGAGAGCGUGGCAGUGUACAACUAUCUGAACAAUGAAACUCAAAUCGACUUUGUCAACAAUCAGCUUGAAGGGGUGCUGACUAAUAUCUUGAAUGAUACAAAAAACCUCAAAAACAUUUCUAAGGCCUUUAAUAAUUCAGCUGUGGAGUUGAAUGGAGUCACUUUCCAGUCACCUAAUGUCACAAAUAUCACAGAUCUGGAGCCUUUCAUAAACUGCUCUAGGUUUGCUAAUUACACAACAGAGAUUGUUAACGGUCAAUGGCAGUGUGCUGGACCGUGCAAAACAAACCCUGAUUACUGUCAACAUGGACAAUGUUUCAAUGACAUUAACAAAGGACCAAUUUGUAUAAAUGAAACAACACCAAUGAGCACCAGCACAACUACAUUUCCAUUAACAAGCCAGGAAACGUCAACAAGAACGAUGCACCAGUACCACUCAGGUGCCAUUAACAAGCCAGGAAACAUCUGCAACUAUGUUGUCUUCAACAAUGGAAACACCAUCUACAUCUGCUACAACUGUGACACCCUCGGCAACAAAUGCAUUAACAGCCUCAACGUCAUUACUCACCACCAAUGA